GGGCAGCGGGCAGUGGGCGGAGAGAGACGCCGCCGGCCGAAAGAGGGAAAGGAAAUGAACAGCGGCUACAACUUCAGCGGCUGCAACUUCAGUAGCUGCUCAGCCGACACCCACACGGGCAGCACCUCUGUGAACCGAGAGCCCAGCAUGUUGGUCAACGUCCCCACAGAGUUGCCGCUGCCGCCACUAUCCCGCACAGACCCCUCGGGACGGGUCAGCGGGAUAGAGUAACCUCUGCAGCAAUCCGGGAAGCUGCGCGGUGGAUGUUUCAAAGGCGAGGGAGAGUUGCCGACCAGUCAUGUUCGGCGCUCUGGCUGGGUUUUCAGUGGCAAGUUUACUGACGUUUGGUUACUUGUCCUGGGACUGGCUGGAGCCGGGGCUCCAACACCCCGGCGCUGGGGAUCCGCUGACAGGCAACUCUAACCCGUCCAAACCUCACAUCAUCUUCAUACUAGCUGACGACCAGGGCUUCCACGAUGUGGGUUACCACGGCUCCGAGAUCCACACCCCGACCCUGGACAGGCUGGCUGCUCAAGGGGUUAAACUGGAGAACUACUACAUCCAACCCAUCUGCUCCCCGUCUAGGAGCCAACUCAUCACAGGCCGGUAUCAGAUACACACGGGACUUCAGCACUCUAUCAUACGGGCUGGCCAACCUAACUGUAUUCCCCUAACCAAUGUAACACUACCUCAAAAACUUCAGGAAGCUGGCUAUUCAACGCACAUGAUUGGAAAAUGGCAUCUAGGAUUUUAUAAAAAAGAGUGUCUGCCGACACGUAAAGGAUUUGAUACAUUUUUUGGGUCACUUACAGGCAGUGGUGAUUAUUACACCCAUGAUAUCUGCGACGGACCAAAAACUUGCGGCUACGACUUGCAUAAGGAUGAAAAUGUGGCUUGGGAAUACAGGGCUCACUCUUACUCUACUUUCCUGUAUACGCAAAAAGCAGUGGAAAUUUUGGCAUCUCACGACCGGAGGGAACCACUGUUUCUGUACAUCGCUUUCCAAGCUGUUCACACACCUCUGCAAGUACCACACAAGUACCUAGGCCGCUACAUGUCCAUUGACAAUAUAGGUCGGCGGAGAUAUGCUGCUAUGGUGACGUGUUUGGAUGAAGCGGUAAAUAACCUUACAAAGGCAUUGAAAGCAUAUGGCUACUAUGACAACAGCGUAAUUAUUUACUCCUCAGACAAUGGAGGGCAACCGUUGGCAGGGGGAAGCAACUGGCCACUUCGUGGACGCAAGGGCACCUACUGGGAAGGAGGAAUUCGUGGCGUUGGCUUUGUGCACAGUCCACUAAUUAAAAACAAGGGGAGUGUCAGUCGGGGACUGAUGCACAUUACAGACUGGUACCCUACUCUGGUGACCCUGGCAGAAGGAGAACUGGAGGAAAAUUUGGAUCUCGAUGGAUAUGAUGUUUGGGAGACAAUAAGCGAAGGUAAACCUUCACCACGGACUGACAUCCUCCACAACAUCGAUCCCCUUUACACUCGUGUUAAAACCAGAUCACCUCGUGACGGAUUUGGAAUUUGGGACACAGCAAUUCAAGCAGCAAUCCGAGUUAAAGAUUGGAAAUUAUUGACAGGCAAUCCGGGUUUCAGUGAUUGGAUCCCACCACAAACCUUCCCAAAUUUUGCUGGGAAGUGGUGGAACCUGGAAAGAAUACUAUGGCCGAAAGGAAAAUCAGUCUGGCUCUUUAACAUAACCGCAGAUCCAUAUGAAAGAGUUGAUCUUUCUCAAAAAUACCCUGAAGUCGUCAAGAGGUUACUUUUGAGACUUGUUCAGUACAACAAAACUGCAGUUCCUGUUAAAUACCCACCUAAAGAUCCUCGGAGCAACCCAAGGCUCAAUGGUGGCGCAUGGGUCCCGUGGGAGAAUGGGGACGGAGAGGAGAAUAAUAUAAUUAAUAGCAUAGCAGACAAAAGUCCCUGUAAUGUCUGUAACACAAAACUCCGCUUCAAAAAACCUGUUUGGGGUUAGUAUUCACUUUAAAAAAUUUAAUUUAUAAAAAUGCUGAAUGUUUAGCAAAUGCCACGAUGGCAGAUUACACUUUAAAAUGGCGCUGAAUUUAGUAAUUUGUGAUUUCUAGACAACAAAUUAAUGCAUAUUCUGAGAGGGUGUUUCUACCUAUCCAUGUCCAUUGUAACAUCAACAAUGGAAGAUUAAUGAGAACUGGUCGGGGACGGAGGAGGGAAUUCUUCAGCACAGCUCGCCAUACAGAAGAAAAACACCACGUGAAAUAGCUUGUUAAAGAAUGUGUCUAUUAAGGCUGCCAAUGUCUGUUUAUUUUUAAAGAAUGUUUAGUUACAUUUCAGAAAAAAAUCAGGAUGUCCCUUUCUUCUCAGGGGUGCUUGAAAGUAUAUUUUUGUUAGCACUUGGUUCAAGUUUAGGAGCCGACAUUCCUAACAAAAACAGUUGUUCAAGAUUUCUUAUAGAAAAUGAAAUUAUUAUAAUGCGUUCAGUAAAUAAAUAAAAUUCAGUAAAUCAUUUACUUUUCUCUGGUUC
Amblyraja radiata (thorny skate) is the source of this 2503-nucleotide messenger RNA. Its product is annotated as arylsulfatase J-like. The record is from RefSeq and is a predicted model, not a curated record. The transcript has 2 exons. Lineage: Eukaryota; Metazoa; Chordata; Chondrichthyes; Rajiformes; Rajidae. Bases 299 to 1978 code for a protein of 559 amino acids. Gene Ontology annotation, molecular function: sulfuric ester hydrolase activity.